GUCUCGUUUUACAUGUAAUCCCAGUUAAGGUGAUAGCCACAGGUGCAUUUGGAGAGCGCUUGCAAACAGGAGCACAGCAGAAUGACGAAGAGCACUUUAUUCCUGAUUCUACUUGCCCUUGUUGACGUGGCCGCUUCCAGCAAAAAAGAUACCAGCAAUCGGGAAAAGCGGGAUGCUGUUCUUAUUCGUUCAAAGAGAAGAUGGGUUCUGUCCACUAUUGAUCUGGAAGAGAACAUGCCUGGACCAUAUCCUGCUUUAGUAACACAGUUGUACAAUGACAAAAAGGAGGACAACAGCGUCAAGUUCCGCAUCAAAGGAGAUGGAGUGACACAAGGCCCAAUUGGUUUGUUUACCAUUGAAGAAAACAGCGGGAUUGUAUACGUACACCGGCCCAUCGACAGGGAAAUGUACCCCAUCUUCCAUGUGGACUUUGAUGUGCUGGACAGGCUGACUGGAGACACAUUAGACAAAACACUGUCAUUUAAUGUAGAAAUAAAGGACAAGAAUGACAAUAGUCCUCAGUUCACUCCGAGCACUAUCCACGCACCUGUUCCAGAGAACACACCUGAAGGCGUACUCCAAGCAACAUUACAAGCUCAUGACAAUGAUCUGAAGGAUACUCCUAAUUCCCAGUUCACCAUGAAGGUGGUGUCACAAGACCCUGCCUCACCAAAGCUUACCCUGAAGGACUUACCUUUUACCACUACAGUCAAACAGCUCGCCUUCACGGGAUGCUUUGAUUAUGAUAAAGCAAGACAAUAUAAAGUGCUAGUUGAAGCGAGGGAUCAAGGCACACCCACAAUGUCUUCAACUGCAACUGUUAUUCUGGAUAUCAUUGAUUCCAACACCCAUCCCCCAGAAUUCAGUUCGGCCACGUACAACACUGAAGUGAUGGAAAUGGAAUUAAAGGAGAUCCUACGAAUCGGCAUCAAAGACAAGGACACACCGAACACGCCUGGUUCAAGAGCGGUGUUCUCCAUCCUGAAGGGUAAUGAAGAAGGAAAUUAUAAGAUUGAGACAGACUCCAAAACCAAUGAAGGUGUGCUGUCUGUUAUCAAGGGGAAGAAUUUCGAGAAAACUGAUAUCACAGAUCUGGAGAUAGCAGUCGAGAACGAGGAGAAAUUAUUUCGGUGUGUUGAUGGAAAGGCUGUAACAGGCCCCACACCAAAGCCAAACACCGCCAAAGUGUCAGUGAAAGUCACUGAUGUGAACGAUCCCCCUGAGUUUAAAAAGCAAAUUGAAAAAGUUUACCGGAAUGAAAACGGACCUCUGGGAGAUGUGUUGUUCGUACCCGAGAUCAAAGAUGAGGACUCGGACGUUAACAAACUCAGGUAUGAGUUAGUUCAAGACCCAGCCAAAUGGGUAAGUGUGGAUUCGAAGACAGGAAAGAUCACCACAGUCCAGAAGAUGGACCAGGAGUCUUCAUUUAUCAAAAAUGGCACCUACACGGUCGUAGUGCAAGCUAUAGAUGACGGACAGCCUCCGGCUACAGGCACAUGUACUGUAGUGGUCUACCUAGGCGACCAGAACGAUAACGCUCCUUAUCUCGUAUCUAAAAACGCGGUCAUGUGCGGGAACAAAGUCAAUCGUGUGGAUGUGAAACCAACAGACCUUGACGGCCCUCCGUUUGCAGGUCCUUUCACCUUCUCUCUGGGAGGAGAGGAAGAGCUGAAGAGUCUCUGGAAGCUGGAUCCCACCACGGGUCAGGUUCAUUUACUUCAUUUACAUGUUUUUAAGAAUGAAAGUCGCCAGAUGUCUCGCUCAUACAGCUUGGCACGAACAGAACGGAACCUGGCAGAACACAUUGAGAGGAAAAUCAGCGGCUUUCCGGAAGAGCAGAGGGACUAUCCAGCGUAUUCCCCAUAUCAGUAUGAAUAUGAGGGGAGGGGCAGUAACUGCCAGUCACUGGAUAAGCUGACAGUCAGCAACCUCGGUGAUAACCUGGACUUCCUGCACAACCUCGGGCCAAAGUUCAGCAAUCUGGGUGGGAUCUGUCAACAGUCAAUGGAGAGCAGGAACGUCCGGCUGUGAAAGUGGGUGAUGAUUUGAGGCUUUAUAUUGCUCCACAUUUCUACAAUGCUUGUUCAGCUGAGCUGCAAAGGGGUUCCAGGGAUUUUUUUUUUUUUGUGCUGUGACUUUUAUUUUUUGGAGACAGUGCUCUAGGCCAUUCUUGAAUUUGAGCACCAUGAUACCUGUACAGGCACAGGAUGAUUAUGGAUAUAAGAUGUGAACAUUACAUCUUCAGUGCCAAGGCUGCCUGCCCUCAAGGAACUAUGGGAUACACUGUGCAUUUGUGCUCACGGUGGAUGUGUAAAAAAGCUUGUUGGGUGAAAUGAAAACUUGUGUCUGCAUCCCACCAGCUUGUCUGAAAUGAGGCGGUUGGUGGCUUGGACUGUUGUGGUUUUGGCUGUGACCAGUUUGAUGGCCUGACAGGCCGCCGUUCUGUUCGAAACCAUUUUUUUUUUAUUCUGCAAACACAAAGCCACACAUCACAACCACUUAUUUAUGCAGAUAUUGUUUGUCUGGGGUUCUCCUGCACUUGCUGCCUUUAGCUAUCAUAUUUGUUUUGUGCACUUUGACUUUGCACUGCAGAAUCACUUGUGUAUUUAAAGUGACAGUCCAGCCAAAAAUGACAAUUCUAUCAUUUAUUAAUCUUCAAAUCAAUCCAAACCUAUACAGAAGCUUAUGCCCACCACGGAUUAAAAUAUAUUGCAACUGAUUCCUCAGCAUUGAAAGUGUGUAUCUCACAAUUCUGACUUUUUUCUCCAAAUUCUGAUUUUACAUCUUGGAAUUCUGGUAUUCCUCUCAGAACUUUUUGUUUUGUUUUGUUUUUAGACACCUGAACACAUGCUCAUGCUGAAUUCUGAGAAACUCACAUUUUUGAGAAAAAAAUGUUGGAAUUGCAAGAUUAAAAAAAAAAAGCAAUGACAAUUAUACAUAUCUAUUCUGUGGCUGAAAUAGGUUUCCAUACAAACCACUUUCUUCUGUACAGGAACAUGAAUAAAUGCUAUGGAGGAAGUUGGAAAACUGAAAGCAUUGAUUUCCAACAAACCCAUUGAUUGGACAAAACAAAAUAUUUAUUUUAUAUUUCAUAUUUCAUAGAAGAAAGAAAAUCAUAAAAAUUUUGAAUAAUGUGAGGGUGAGUAAAUAAUGACUGAAUAUUCAUUUUUGAGUGACUGAGCAUGAAAAACUGCAAAAGUGAUUAAAGAUGCAAAAGAACAAGCAGAAGCUAUUUCGCAGAGCAAUAAGGAUAGAAAAUGAAAGUAAAGAUCAGUCAUCAUUCAACAGUAUCUGAGAGUCUGGCAGGUGGCAGUAAUGCACCGUUGAUCAUCAUUACAUCCCUGGAAAAAACCCAGGUGAAGAAAGGCCCUUUAAGUAAAUAGGGAUAUUUACUUGAAGGGCCUUUCUUUUCUCC
This is a messenger RNA of Sinocyclocheilus grahami, 3415 nucleotides long. Its product is annotated as cadherin-like protein 26. Gene Ontology annotation, cellular component: catenin complex; plasma membrane; adherens junction. The record is from RefSeq and is a predicted model, not a curated record. Lineage: Eukaryota; Metazoa; Chordata; Actinopteri; Cypriniformes; Cyprinidae. Bases 82 to 2031 code for a protein of 649 amino acids. The transcript is spliced from 13 exons. Gene Ontology annotation, biological process: adherens junction organization; cell migration; multicellular organism development. Gene Ontology annotation, molecular function: calcium ion binding; cadherin binding; beta-catenin binding.